AUGCAAGAACUGUCGUCAACGUCGACUAUGACAGGAUUUAGGAUUGUCGCUAAUGGCGACAAAGAAGCAGAGCGAUCGCUGAACGUGACCCUCGCGACGUAUCGAGCGACUGGGGCUGGAGAGAGGCCGUCGUGUCCUUUUCGCACCUCCCGUAGCGCUCGACACGAUCGUUCCGUGGCUGCCGUUUCCACCUCUAUCGACACUCGCACAUCACCUGGAUGCGUCAACAAGCGCGCCGCUGUCGACGUAUUCCGAACGAUGUCUGAUUGGGUGAGCAGCUACGAUGCACAGCUCCGAGCCGAAACGGGCACGGAAAAUCCAGCAAACGAGGCUGGCAAAAUGUCGUUCCGAGGUGGUGGCAACUCGGUUUCGAUUCACGGGUACAAAGGACCGGUUUCAAGCUUUAAUGGAGCGCCACCACCACAACACACUUUCGGCGCGUCAAAGGCUGGCAUCGCCAAUGCCAACCCAAACGGCGGAUACGGGUAUUCUUACGCGAUGCAGCCUCAGCCACAACCAGUCUUCGGACGAGGGCAAACUUUCUCCGCCAGUGGUGGAUUUCGAGGACGAGGAGGAUAUGCAGCAUUUCAAUAUCAGCCUCCACCUGGGAAUAAUCCAUACAAGUAUGUCGCACCCAAGCCGGCUACACCACCGAGCCCGGACCAAAUGGAGAAGCCUAUGGGCCCGGAAGAAGUUGCUCUUCUGAACAAGUUCCUACACAAAAAAGUCGACUUGAUGCAAAAUAGUGGGAUAGAUGUGUCACUGGAUAGAAACGAUCCAAGAUCACCUUUGCAUUCUAUACGUAGCUUCCGAGAUCUUAGGCUGAGGCCAGAGUUACUUGAAGCUUUGAAUGUCCUAGGAUUUACGCAGCCAUCAAAGAUUCAAGAAUUUGCACUACCGUUGUUGAUCAUGGAACCACCCACCAACAUUAUUGCUCAGUCCCAAUCAGGAACUGGCAAAACUGCAACAUUCGUCCUGACAAUGCUGUCACGUGUGGAUCCAGCCAAGAAAUAUCCACAGUGUCUUUGUUUAGCACCAACAUAUGAGCUCGCUAUACAAAUUGGUGAAGUGGUUAUGAAGAUGGCACAGUUUAUGCCGGAUGUCGCUGUACAUUAUGCCGUGAGAGGGACUAAACCUUCUGCGCCAAUUUCCGAACAGAUCAUUAUAGGAACCCCAGGAAAACUAGUGGAUUACCUCACAAAAUACCAUUGCCUAGACGCAUCUCAUAUCUGUUGUCUCGUACUAGACGAAGCUGAUGUUAUGAUCAAUCAAACAGGGUAUGCUCAACAGAGUACACAAAUCUACAACAUUAUCGAAGAAGCUUCACCUAUUGUCCAAACUAUGCUCUUUUCGGCCACUUAUGGAGAGGAUGUCGUCAAAUUCGCAAUGCAGCUGAUAAAAAAUGCUGUUACCGUGACGUUGAAGCGUGAAGAUCAGUCGUUACCCAACAUCAAGCAGUAUUUUGUAGAGUGUCCGGGGCGGGAUGCCAAGUACCAAGCCGUAGUGGAGCUCUACAGUGGGUUGACGAUCGCUUCAUGUGUGAUUUUUACCCAUACUAGACGAAGUGCCUCAUGGCUUGCAGAAAGAAUGAUUGAGAAAGGACACUUGGUUGGUGUAUUGCAUGGCGAAAUGUCUGUAGAGGAACGCGCAGCGUCCAUAGAACAGUUCAAAGAAGGAAUCUUCAAAGUGCUCAUAACGACUAACGUCUGUGCUAGAGGUAUCGACGUAUCACAAGUAACAAUCGUGAUCAACUAUGAUCCUCCUUUGUUGUAUGAAAAUCCUUCGGAACCUGACUAUGACACCUACCUACAUCGAAUCGGACGUACCGGGCGAUUUGGUAAAGCAGGUAUUGCGAUCAACUUUGUGGACAGCCGCGAAGCAUUGGCGAUAAUCAAGAAAAUUGAAGCUUUCUUCGGAAAGCCUAUUCCCAAGUUGGAUCCUAGCGAUUUGGAACAGUUAGAAGCAGUUGAAAAUGACUAACAAGUCCGUAUAGGUUUUGAGAAGUGCAAUGCGUUAUACUGUGUGGUAAAAAAACAUGUAUGUAUAAUUAGAGGUAAUAAUGAUGCUCACGAGUUCUGUUUGCGUGCAGCCUAGCGCAGGUGAAGUGCUUUGUGUUUUCUCGCUUUCUUUGGGUGCCUUAUUGUUAUGUUAUUCACUUGAUGUGGACUAGUAACUCAUUAAUCUUGCAUGUGAAGCGUUCUUAUGAGGCUUUUCUCUUUUUUUUUGUGGCAGUUUUGGUUCACAAUGGGUCAUAGCUGUUAAUUUAUGUGAAGAAGCUUACUGCACAAGCGAAAUUGUGCCUUACCUAGAAGAUGUAUAUUCUAGAUCUUGUUAGAGGAGAUUAUAUAGAGAUUAUCUUAUUGGAAAGUGCCUGUGUAUUUGUGAUGAAGAAAUGAAUAAAGUUAUAUUG
This is a messenger RNA of Cylicocyclus nassatus, 2410 nucleotides long. The record is from the annotation of a GenBank genome assembly. Lineage: Eukaryota; Metazoa; Nematoda; Chromadorea; Rhabditida; Strongylidae.